Molecule: messenger RNA, 1356 nt
Organism: Tetrahymena thermophila SB210
Lineage: Eukaryota; Ciliophora; Oligohymenophorea; Hymenostomatida; Tetrahymenidae
Product: TLC domain protein
Exons: 2
Biological process (GO): ceramide biosynthetic process
Cellular component (GO): endoplasmic reticulum; membrane
Molecular function (GO): sphingosine N-acyltransferase activity
Source: RefSeq, a predicted model, not a curated record
AUGAAAGCUCAUAAAAAGUAAGAAGUAUAGAAAUUUUUAGUAGUGGAUAAAGACAAAUAAAUGAAUCACAUUAUGAUUUCUAGUGUGUUGCAAGAUUCUUCAUUUGGAAAAAUUUUAAUUUCUUCAAAAAAUAAUAAUUAAAAAUGGAAUGAUAAAUCAAAUGAUGGCAAAUAAAAAGAAAAAUCCAAUUAUACAGAAAGCUUAAUUGACAAUAAAAUUUAAGAGUAAGUACAGCAAAUUAAUCUUUUGAGAGAAUAAAACAAUAAAUCAGAAGAAGCGUAAAAAUAUAUUUCCAAAAUCAUGAAAAAAGUUCGAUAGAGAGUUUUAGUGAAGGAUUUUGAACCCUCAUUUAAAUUCGCUCUCGCUAUAAUACUAGGGAUCUUCUUUUUAUUCAUCAAGCCAGCUUAUUCUUUUAGAUAAUGGUCGAGGGAAUAAUAGCCAAUAAUUGAAACAGUUGAAUUAAACUAUAUUUUCUUUAGUAUUAUUAUGAUUGGCCUACUUUCUUUCACAAAAUAAAUCUUGAAGUAGAUAUUCUAUUAAUGGGUGGUGAAAAAUUUGAAUAAUAAAUAUAAGGGUAUUUUAAGGAAUCAUAGAGCUAAUAAAAUUAUACUUUGGAUAUAUGAAACAAUUUACUAUUUUCACAUGACUUUAUUUGGACUAAUAACGUUUAAUUAAGCAACAUGGAUGCCAUACGAGCUUGGUGGCAAAGGAUGCUGCAACAAUCUUUUAAAGUCAUUUCCAAAUAUAAACUAAGAAGACCCACAAAUAAUAAAUUAAAUGAUAUAUUUCAAUCUGAUUUAGUUGGCAUUUCAUGUUAAUGCACUAAUUGAUCUAUUUUUUGGAGCAAGAAAAUAAGAUGAAUACAAAAAAUAUGAAACAGGCCUAAACCACUUCAUGUUCUUAGCAAUAAUUAUUUAUUCAAUUUUUUUCAAUCUUUUGAAUAUGUCGACUGCUUUUUUCAUCUUACACAAUUUCGGUGAUAUAAUUGUUGCAGGUGGAAGAGCAUAUGCAGAUUUAGAAUAAAAACAAAAAAAGAUUAUUUAUUUACUUAUUACAUUUGGAGUCAGUAUUUGGAUUUUUACAAGAUUUUUCAUAGUGCCAAAAUGCAUCAUUUUCUAAUUUUUUACAAUUAUUGAUCUAGCAUAAAGUUUCUGGAGCAUCUUUAAGUAUGCUUACAUAUACUUAUUGAUAUUAUUUUUAUUCACACUUUUCAUGGAAAUUUACUGGACUCUUUUUCUUGUGCAGGUAAGCGUUUCAUAUAUACUCAAUCCUACUUACAAAAACAUCUAUGACAAUAGAGAUUUCAAAAAGCUAUAUUAAUGCAUUAAAAAUAGAAAUUCAUUAAGAUUUCAUUGA